Molecule: messenger RNA, 478 nt
Organism: Phanerochaete carnosa HHB-10118-sp
Lineage: Eukaryota; Fungi; Basidiomycota; Agaricomycetes; Polyporales; Phanerochaetaceae
Exons: 4
Coding region: 1-429 (142 amino acids)
Source: RefSeq, a predicted model, not a curated record
AUGGCGCUCGAUGGGCUCGAACGUUUUUUUGUCCCAACCAUAUACCUUCGACAUCCGUGUAGGCACUUUAAUACGGACCCCGUAAGACUUAUGAGUGGCGCAGGACGCAGCGGCAUAGCCCGUUCGAGCGACCCUCGACGGACUACCCCUCGGGGCGAGCUGAAGAUGCCCAGAUUUGUGAAAUUCCAUCCCGAAGAUACAGCCUCGCUGCUCAGCGAAAUCUUUUGGGGAGAUCCUCAUGACUACAAGCCGUACAAAUGUCCACUAACUGGGCGUAUCAUCUACUGGGGCACAGUUCCUAUGGACAGCGAAGGUCAUGCUGAUAUUGAUCCUAUGCGUUUUUCCGGUCGUACUAUGGAGACACAAUUUAUCUACGACAAACGUGGCAAUGGGCUUCCCAACCAGAAAUACAGUUUAUUGGCGCGUUAAUGGAUAAAAAGGUCUGAUGUUUCUUCUGAGAUCGCCCCUGUCACUGACC